This is a messenger RNA of Fusarium subglutinans, 1212 nucleotides long. RefSeq names its product ribosome-interacting GTPase 1. NCBI's taxonomy places the organism in Eukaryota, Fungi, Ascomycota, Sordariomycetes, Hypocreales, Nectriaceae. Gene Ontology annotation, molecular function: GTP binding; GTPase activity. The transcript is spliced from 6 exons. The record is from RefSeq and is a predicted model, not a curated record. Gene Ontology annotation, biological process: cytoplasmic translation. Gene Ontology annotation, cellular component: cytoplasm. The coding region runs from base 1 to 1212 and encodes 403 amino acids.
AUGGCGACUACCGUGGACAAGAUAGCCGGGAUCAGCUCUGACAUGUGUAACCAGAUGGCCAAAACCCAGAAGAACAAGGCGACUUCGUACCAUUUGGGUCAGCUUAAGGCCAAGCUGGCCAAGCUGAAGCGCGAACUGUUGACUCCCAGUGGCGGAGGUGGUGGUGGAGGUGCUGGUUUCGAUGUGGCCAGAACAGGCGUAGCCAGUAUUGGCUUCAUCGGCUUCCCUUCGGUGGGCAAGAGUACGCUCAUGAGCAGACUCACAGGCCAACACUCGGAGGCUGCCGCUUACGAAUUCACCACAUUGACCUCUGUGCCUGGUCAAGUUGUCUAUAACGUUCCUCCAUCACCACCACCACCACCACCACCACCAUCAUCAUCAGAAGGCGGCUCCUUUGUGUGUCAAACAUUGUGGCUGACAUGGAUUUCUCCAGGUGCCCCCUUGCAGAUUAUUGACCUUCCCGGUAUCAUUGAGGGUGCCAAGGAUGGUCGAGGUCGAGGUCGACAAGUCAUCGCCGUCGCUAAGACAUGCCAUCUGAUCUUCAUUGUGCUGGAUGUCAAUAAGCCUCUGACGGAUAAGCGGGUGAUUGAGGCGGAACUCGAGGGUUUCGGGAUCCGCAUCAAUAAGGAACCCCCCAACAUCACCUUCAGGAAGAAGGACAAGGGUGGCCUCAAUAUCACCAGCACCGUGCCCCUGACGCAUAUCGACCACGGCGAGAUUAAGGCUGUCAUGAGCGAAUAUCGCAUCAAUUCUGCGGACAUUACAAUCCGGUGUGACGCUACCGUUGAUGACCUGAUCGACGUUCUUGAGGCAAAGAGCAGAAGUUAUAUUCCAGUUGUCUACUGUCUGAACAAGAUUGAUUCCAUCAGCAUUGAGGAGCUUGACCUUCUCUAUCGAAUUCCUAAUGCUGUCCCCAUCAGUUCCGAGCAUGGAUGGAACAUUGAUGAGCUGAUGGAGGCCAUGUGGGACAAGCUAAACCUUGUCCGUGUGUACACAAAGCCCAAGGGGAAGCAGCCUGAUUACUCUCAGCCUGUCGUGCUCCGAUCUACGCGCUGCACUGUUGAAGAUUUUUGUAACGCCAUUCACCGAAGCAUUACGGAAGUGUUCAAGACGGCCAUCGUUUAUGGCAAGUCAGUCAAGCAUCAGCCUCAACGCGUUGGCCUGGCUCACGAACUGUGUGAUGAGGAUGUUGUAACCAUUGUCAAACGAUGA